Messenger RNA from Bombus pyrosoma, 6960 nucleotides. Its product is annotated as dynein regulatory complex protein 1. The record is from RefSeq and is a predicted model, not a curated record. Bases 4074 to 6395 code for a protein of 773 amino acids. Gene Ontology annotation, biological process: cilium-dependent cell motility; axonemal dynein complex assembly; regulation of cilium movement. Gene Ontology annotation, cellular component: axonemal dynein complex; axoneme. Lineage: Eukaryota; Metazoa; Arthropoda; Insecta; Hymenoptera; Apidae. The transcript is spliced from 11 exons.
CCAUUUUGCUCCGAACUCUUCAUUUGGGAUCGGAUGUUGUGGUAUCGUUUGGCGGCACUGUACAACGACACACAACUUCGCCCGACGCUAAUCACAGCACACUCUCACCACACACCACCGAUAUUCAAUACCGCCACCAGGUCGGCCAAAGGAAACCUCUCUUUUUCUCUUUGCCGACUUUCUUUUCGAAUCGUUGUUUGCUCGUUUCGCCACGAAAUCAAUAAGUAAAUAAUCGAUUCGGAUUUGCCGGCACAAUUUUUCUUAUUUUGAUCGAGAAGAAAAAACUUUCUCGCGUGUAGCUCGCGACACACACGCGACAAGAAGCAAAGAAACCGUUACGUUACGCGUAUUCCAAGACGAAGGAAGGAGCUUCCUCCCACUUCGACACUCCCAAUUUAAUCACUGGCAACAAACAGAUUAUCACUAGUCACUAGCCGGAAGGUGGUGACCCCAAGCACGAUGAGUGCUGUCGUCAGGGCAGCGCCGUAGAACGAUCGGCCAACAAAACAGGGUGGCUACGGAGAUUUCGCGAUCAAAUUUUUGCGUCGCUACGUACGCUGGCGACAACCACGACAACGACGCCGACAACCACGACAACGAUGAUGACGAUGACGACGAUGACAACGACGACGACGACGACGACGACGACGAUGACGUUGACGACAACAACCACGACGACGGCGACGACAACAACCACGACGACCACGAAGAUGUGGAGGAAGAGCCUCGAUAGUGGACACCACUGAUGGCAACGGCUAGAAGGAUCAGAACCGUCGCCGAACACCACAUCGUAUACCACUGAAUCGCGUAUGAAGAAAGGCGGUUAAUCACACGUCACACUAAGCACACCGGGCACAAUGCGCGGGCGAUACAUCCCAGCGCAUAUUUGCCAAGCAUUAUUACACUCGCGUCAAUCCGCCUUGAUGAUUUUCAACGAUUGCCGUUUUCUUGAUAUCGUACACCGAUCAACAAACAGAGCCUUUCCAGGUACUCUUUCAAACUCUCGCGUAAAACCCCACUUGAAAAAAAAAAAAAAAAAAGAAAACAAUCGAUCCACCAACGGAUAGAACCGUUGAUGUUUUCCUCCUGGCGAAUAUUAGAACGUGCAACUCUUUUCUUUUCACCGCGCACACGACACACUAUAUUCCUUUUCCUCUUUCCUCUUACUUUGAUUUCUUUUCUAUGACUUCACUAACGCGCGUAGUCGCUUCUUUCACAUCACUGUAUCAUCACCGCUUGGUAUCUCGUUAAUGGUAUAACACAUCGGAUAUAUUUCGUUAGUAAAAGCGAGGCGCGGUUUCCUCUAUCUUUUUUCUCGCGAUCGUACACAACUCGUCGUGUCACAUAACGUGCGUUGAUCGAGAAAAUUAAUGGUAUUAUUAGUGCAACUCGAUCGCUACGAUGCACGCUUGUAUAUGUACGUCUUAAACGCACUCGCUUCGUUCACUCGGGCCAUGUAACGCGGAUGGAGCUGGCUUCGCUCCUUCUCACUGCACUACACUACUCAGAGUGACGUCACCGUGGCGGGAGCGUAGUAUGGCUCGCUGGCUAGUAGCGCUGUUGGUUGCGUGGUGGGGUACACCACGUAGGGGAACGAAACGAGUCUACCUCGAAAAGCAGCGACUUGCAAUCGCGAUCGUCGCACGCCAGCCGGUGAAGUGUACCCACGGUGGGGGAAACUUUUCGUACAUCCCCGUAGGGGAGAGAGUUGGAGGGACUCGUUCGAAUCGAAGCAAGGACAGGUAGGGAGAGAGAACUCGGGUCUCCAGGAGAGAAGGGAUAACGGGUCGAACGAGCUAACCCGAACCCCCGAGCCGCCCGUCGUCCCUCACCGACUCUUCCUCUCCUCUCGUCUCUUCACUUCGCUCUUUUCCCCCAUUCUCCUCUGGCGAAUCGUCCCGCACCCCGUGUACUCCUCCAUCCUCUUUUCUCCUCUCUUCUCUUCUCUCCCUACCCCGUAAUCUGUUCGUCUUCUUCCUCCUACCUUGUGCCUCCUCCGCCGACGCCACUCAUCCGCCAUCUUUGUUCCACGCUCUCUGUCUCUUUCUCUCUUUCCAUUCCGCUCUCACCAGGGCCGGUUUAGAGGCAGCCAAUUACCCGGGGCAUCGGUACUUUCUACCAAGAAUAAAGACGGAAAAUCGGAUUAUUACGAAAAUAAAAGUACUUAACUCUUGUGUCGUGCUCUCUAAUCAAGGAAGUAACGAUCAAACAAACGCGUCGGUUCGAUGCUGUGUAUAACCUAUUAAAAUAUUUUCUAGUUCAAACAUGAACGGUCUUUGUAUACGAAUACCUUGGAUACAGAAUACAUACGAGUUACGAUAUAAGAAAUUUAUGUAUGCACACUUCUAUUUUGUUUGAUAUCGCGAUGCUAUUUUAUCUACGAUACAGGCAAAGUUUAAACACGAAUCGUGGAACACAGGACAUGAUGUAACGAGGAAUUUUAUUUCUUUCGAAUACGCUAAUUUAACAAAUUAUAGAGGUCACGUUGCGAUGCAAUUUUUAUAAAUAACGUUAAUUACCGUGCAAAACAUAUAAACAUAGAAUACCGAGAAACAUCGUAAACAGAUACAAUGAACGAUAUCGAAAAUUUAUGUACGUUCUUCGUGCGUUGUAUUUCUAAUCGUACAUAUUUAAUUUCGCUGAAUUAUCACUUAUUUUUGCUAGUAUCGUAUUCAAAGUUCAAUCGAGAUAGGGGAAUAAUGCGUUUCGAAGCGGUAUAAGGCACCGGAGUGCAUUGAGCCGGACCUGGCCAUGCUCCAUCUUGUUUCCGCUAAAAUCGCGUCGAAGUCGUAGAUUCAUGGCGUCGAUCUAGUGCUGCGAAUUCACGAGACGUAUCGUUCGUUUGUCUUUUACGUGUCGUACCUUCUUUUAAUGGUUCGCAACGGUUCGUUCGUAUGACAUUAACUCUAUUGGCGACAAUAUCAAACAUCCGUUUGUCGGUUAAAGUACGUCAUCGAGGCUAGAGAAAGCGAUUUCCGUCGCACUUGAAUUGCUUCGUCCGAAAACGAAGGCAGUUUCACGACUGUUUUGUAGUUGAGAACGCUUUGAACGAGAAACGCCUAUUGCGUGUUCUGUACCGGUGAUUUAUAGGCACCUUCUAACGUACAGUACCCAUAUACCUAUACAUAAAGAUGUUCUCUGUAUUAAACUGUAAAUGGUAUUGUAGUACAAUAAAAUAUAACAAGGGGUUUUCACAAAUUGUAUUGCUAAAUAUAAUGAGUUUACGUUAUAAUACCAUGUAUUUACUGUAAUUUUUUGCCAUAUAAUUUACGUCUUAAAUCUUUUACUUAUUUUUAAUGUCUCAAUAUAAAUAUAUAUUUAUGAUGACUAACGAAUAAAAUACAAUGAAACAAUAAGAGAUUCAUGUAAAAAUAUCAAACAUUUUACUUUUUUAUAUUUCUUUGCCUCAAAUGAACGGUAAUAAACAGAUUAAAGAAUUCCUGAAGUUUAAAUUUUUUACAAGAUACUAGCUUAAUUACUAGAACAAAAAUUAGAUACUGCAAGAGCAAUUAAAGCGUUAGAAUGAAUAAUGUGAAAAAUGUCAAUAACAAUGGAUUUGUAUUUUGGUGUACUUGCAAUUUGAUUUUGCGACGUAUAAUUUACCGAACCUCGAUUGGAUUAUUUUAGAACUAUAUCUUUGUUUGCGUUAUAUAUAUACAUAUCUUUUAUUUAUCUUUUAUUUAUCGAGAUAUAUUGUUUUUUUAAUUGCAUAAGACGGCACAAGUGACGGUGGCGACAACCUCCAAUGAAGCAAUCUAAUAAUUAUCUUACAGUCGUACACUCAGUGCCACCUGUAGGAAAGAUAAAUAUUACAAACUUAUUACCUACCAACAAUAAACUCGAGUAAAAUAAUUUCAUAUCGAACAAACAAAAUUGUUUAUUCCGUGUAAGCACAUAAUUGCAACCUUUGGUUAGCAGUCCUUAUACGUCCAUAAUAUCUAACCUUUCUCGCAGUAUGUCAAUUUUUAAUAUUCGUACGAAGUAAUUUAAGACAUACAAGUAUUAAUUUCUUAAUUUCAAUCUUUGUCAUAUAUUUUUUCACGUAUAUUAUCGCGCAUCUAAGUAAAAGAAACAUGUCAUUGCAAGAUAAACGUUCAGAAAUUACAGUACAUACAGAAGAACCAUCUAUUUUAUCAUACGAUGCAAACGAGCGGAAGUUGGCACGCAGACUUCGUAUACAACGACGUAUACAAGCACGAGAUAAACAGAUAAAAGAUCAAGAUGAAGAAAUCGAGGAAAUAACUCCUAUCGAGAAGCAAAUACUCGAUAGCAUAGAAACCUUGGACAAAUUAGCCGCAGAAGGCGAUGAAGUGGUUACAGGCAUCAGAGUGGCGAAUGACGCGAAGGAACUGCAAAGACGAAAAGAGAUGCGAGAGAAGAGAGAAAGAUUAUUGGAGGUACUCGAAGAGGAAGAUAAAAAAUGCACGGAGAAAUAUCGCGAGAUUACGGAGAAAUGGCCGGUUAUACUUGCGUCGAAACAUCCGCUGGAUAUUCACGAAGAGUUGCAGAGUCAAAAUGCCAAGUGUCUCGAAAUCUUAGAGAAGAAGGACGCGUUGAUCGCGGAAUUGAAACAAGAACUUGACAACGCUGAUCUACAGUACGCCGAGGAUGUAAAUAAACAGAACGAGGAGGUCGAUUUGCUUAUCGAAAGGAUGGAAAACCAAAUACGAAUAAUGAGCAAAGCUUAUCGCCGAGAGGUUGAGUUGAUCGAAAGCGUCAUCGAAAUGGAGCGGAAAAUACUUUUGGAAUCUUUUUUGGAAAAGUGGAAUGUAUUAUUUAAGCAGCUCAAGGACGAUACAUUCGACGCGAGGAAAAAGAGGAAGGAAGUAAUGCGCGAGUAUGAAGAGGAAAUGCAGAAAGCGAUGAUACAGCAUCAAGAAGAGUUUAGGAAACAGAAGAUUAUGUUUGAGUUGGAGAUACAGAAUCUUCAACAGGAGAUACAGAAUAUGAAAGCCUUCUGUAUGAUGAAUACCGAGAAAUUGGAUUAUAAUUACGCGGUGCUGAAACGGCGAGACGAAGAGAAUACUAUCGUGAAGAAUCAGCAGAAAAGAAAAAUCAACAAGCUUCAGGAUGUUAUUAAUAAUUUAAGGAAGACCUACACAGCACUGGAAGAGUCGACGAGGGCGGAAAUUCAAAAGAUCACGAAUCAAAUACUAAAGUCGCAUACGGCUAUACUAGACUUGGAAGAAAAGUUGAACCAUCUCACAGUCAUCAACGAUAAAAAGUACAUGCAAAUUUGGGACAUGAAUAUCGAAACUGCGAACGAAUUAGUCGACAAGAUUUUAACGGCAGAUAGAAUUAUACACGAACAAUUGUUAAUAAUGGAGUGGCAACCGCCGGAGGUAAAGUUAUUGAAAAAGGAAGAAUUACCGUCGUAUUGCGGAGCGAUGUGUGCCUUGAAAGCAGAACAAGAGGAAGCCAAAAAACGAAAAACGAUAUCUAAAUCGUAUAAACCAGCGACUACCGUAGAGGAAAUUAAUUUAGAACGACGCUUACUAAAUCAUAUUCUUAAACUAAUUUCCGAACACUGUGAUUACCUUAUCGAAGACACUUUGAAGAAUUUACUGUCCGAUUACACAGAAGAGGAUAAGCUAUUGAUUCGAUUGGACAAAGCAUUUGAGGCUCUAAAAAUUACAGCCGAAGAAGAACUUCAAUUUUUAUUGAAUUUUUUCUUACCGUAUGCAUAUUGUCCCACGUGUACGGUUCAAACUGUAAGCACAUCAAGUGUUUGUGGACAGUCUGUAGAAAUUACGGAAAGUUCUUCGUCUCUAACCACUAUUUCUGAUGUUUGUGGCAGCGAUACACUUAAUACGAAAGAAGCCAAGUUAGUGGCAGCUAUGGAAGAGGUACUUUGUUGUGAAAAACUACACGAUGAUGGUCAUGAAAGUGACAUUGUUAUGAGUAGAAGCGUUCCUUCGACCGAAACACCGCCUGUUAAUACAGAAGUUGUAUCGACUUGUGUAUCUGAGGGCAUUGUCGAAGUUACUGACACAGAUGGCGAACCGAAACGAUCAUUAACCUGCGAUAAAGGCCAUUUGUUGACAAUUGAAACUGAAUUUGUCUCAAGUGCGUUAAAAGAAUUUGUGGAAAGAUACGAGUUCGUUAAGAAAGAGGUAUCACCUGAUAAAAAAGUAAUUAAAGAGAAAGUCACGAUAUCACGUAAUAUAACGGACGACGAUAUAACUGAUUUUUGGGAACGAUAUAGGAAUAUUUUUCCGAAAGAUAAAGAAAGACUAUGGGAUAAUCUAUUGAUUGGUCUUAAAAAGUACUAUGAAGUGCUAAAGGAAAGGCAUCAAUUAAAUGCUGAGACGCAAUCGUUACGAAGACAGAAUGCAGAAAUGCGUCGUUUAUUAAGCAAGUAUACCACACAGCCUGAAACUACAAUAACGCAUUGAAAAGAAAACGGAAUUUCGACAGCAAAAUUUUUAUGUUGUAGGAUUAAUAAAAAAUUAUUAAUUAUUAUUACUUACAACAUUAUAUAUUUUUCCAUUAAUCUUUAAAUGAACAUAUAUACAUUCAUACAUUACAUCGGUACCUUCUUGCACUAUUUCAUCUAAUAUCAAGAACAAUGUCAAUCUUUCAAACAUAUCUUAGUUUUUUGUACAAUUUGUUUUUAAAACUUUCCUUAAUUAUUAAAUACAUCUAACAAAAAUUUACAUGUGAUUUCCAAUUGAACUAACCGUCUUUCAAUUAUAUGUAUAUUUAUAUUAUACCCUGAAGAAAUAGUGCAAAGAGAGAGAUUUAUAUCUUAACGCGGCAGAGCCUCCAAUGUUCAUGAAUUACAAAAUUAUAUAUAACAUUGUGUAUUUACUUAUUUGUAUAUGUGAAUGUCACUUAAUGUCCAAAAUUUAAGUAUCAAAUUAAUUUCAUCGUUUAAAGAAUCAUGACUCUACUUGGAAUGAAUUAUUCUCCUUGGAAAGAAUAAAACAUGUACUUAAAUAAUUCAUAUGUGUAUUAAAA